Messenger RNA from Porites lobata, 11795 nucleotides. The record is from the annotation of a GenBank genome assembly. Lineage: Eukaryota; Metazoa; Cnidaria; Anthozoa; Scleractinia; Poritidae.
AUGUCUGAGGCAAGUAUUAUGAGCCCUGUUGGACAAGAAAUUGAAGAGCCUUUGAACAGUUCGAUAUUGUUCAAUAGCGAUUCAACAUGCUCUUCAUUAGAGCUUUCUCAAAAUUCGAUAGCAACGGAAGGAAACUGUUCCGACGCGAGCAUGGAUUUUCAAAUUGACCGUUUCUCUGUUUCUGAUACAGAGGCCGACUCUGCGAUUAUACUCUUGAAAAGUCUAAAUAGCGAAUCGCCUUCAUCGUCGUUUGUUUCCCGUCGCAAUGACAAUUCUGCCAUCCUUAGACUAAACAACGAAUUACUGAAAGCAAAGAGAAGCAACUGGGAGGUCGUGGACGCUUUGGGAAAAGCUUAUGAAGACAUCAGGAAUCUCCGACUGCGGGAGCAAAGGCUGAAUGCAAACUUGUCUACCUGCAACGGCAAACGCGUUGAUACAAACGGUUUUCCUGAAAGCCUUUCACCACCUGACAGCAAAAUUAUUGAACUUCAACUUGCCUUAAGAAGAGAAGAAGCCUUUAAAACGAGAGAAGAUUUGCGAACAAUGAUAGAAGAGCGCGACAAAUUAAAAGAAAAACUCGGAAAGAGCGAAAGCGAUCGAAGACUGGUCUCGCUUACAAGCGAUCAGCGCGCAAGAGAGCUCGAGAUUUCUCAGAACUAUAUUAACGAUUUAACAGCUAAUAUCAAAGAGAAAGAUGCUAAAAUAUUUUCAGCUCAGGACAAGUUAAUUUCUUUGGAGCUACAAAUAAAAACGAAAGAUGAGGAAAUGGAGAAAAUCAGUGAAGAGAAAAAUAAUCUGCGCGAUGCAGUGAUUCGGAGCGAGCAAGAAAUAGAAUUUCUGACAGAAAAAUUACGAAAGCUAUCGCUUCCAAAACAGGAACAUGCGAAGUGUUUUACUAAGGGUACAGAUCAUACGCAGGAAAGUCAAAGUUUUGACCAGUCUGACGGGAAAGUCAGCUAUGUUGAGGAAAAUAUGGGGAACUUCUUUAGGGAUGAAACAAGACUUGAAAAGGGGAUGCAGUAUCUGGAAUCAAGACAUAACCAAGACAUGAAAAUCAUCCAGGAGUUGAGUUCCAAGCUUAAAGAGUGGGAAAGGUUUGUAUUUAACAUAGAUAUUGCUUUGACUUACUAGAAUGCAAUAUCGUACUGUCCACCAUAUUGAAUCUAAAUUAAUAUUCACAGCUGUAUUGAUCCUGUUGUGAAAUACUCGACACGGUAAUGAACUGACCCAAAGAAAUUUUAAUAGUUGUUUCUGAGGUGUGUUUUGCCUUUUCUGAUCCCACUUCUUAUGAAAUAAGAAAAACUAAGCUAUGCAGAAAGAAUCUCUUCCUUUUUAUAGAUGAAAAGUCACCUAAAUCAAAUUUUAAUUUGUUGCACUCGAGUACACUAGCUUGACGUGUAUGUCAAAAACACUCGUUCAAAACCUCUCUCUUUGUUUAUCAAAUCCUGACCAAGAAAGUGAUUUAUUAAAAUUGAUCGGGAAGAUUUUUAAUUUUUGCAGAAACUUUGUCGCUCUGUGCACGAUUGAUAGGAGGGGAAAUACGAAGCAUUUUGAUUAGCUUGACCUGCCAUGAAAUAUUGCUCUUUUAUUGAAAAUGAGUCAAUUAUUUUGUUAUUGGUUAAUAUAUACUGUAAAAGUUUGGUCAAUGAUGAAAAAGAUACAAGGUUUAACUGCGGAGACCCUUUAGACUGUGGUGAUUCGGCUUUGCUAAAAAACUGGCCAGAGGUAUGGCCUAUAGUAAUCGGACAAUUGAAAACGGCCCUGAGAGCUAACAAUAAUUGGAAAAUAAUGGAUCGUUUUCUUCUGAACAGAAUGUAAAGAUGUAAGAAAAAUUCUCUGAUUUUGCAAAAGAAAACUGAAUAAUCUUGUCAAGUGCCCUGACAGAACGUACCCAAUUUGUUGGCAUUUUGACCCUCACUGCAGAAAGCUCUUUCCAAAAGCUAAACUGUUUCGGUCAGAAUUAAGUUCUCGGAUUAUGGGGAUUACGUUCUUGGAUGCAAUACUGAAGUUUUAUCAUCACAACGUGAAUUUAACAAAAAAUCUAUCUGUUUUUAUCGACUAAUAAUAAAAAUAUGUAGAGCCUUGAUCCGUUUUAUUAUCGACAUACUAUCCACUGUUGCUAUUGACCUUUCAAAAUAUGACUAAAUCGCUUAUCUCAGAAUUCAAGUCUUUCGUCCAGCAAGCACUAACAAUAAAAAAGUUAACGAAAAAAUCGUGUACACUUUUACACAACGGUGGAGUGCCGCUUAGAAAAAAUUUCCAAAAUUCGGUUAGAAAGAAGAUGGAGAAUGAAAUUAGGGUCGUUACAGAGGAAAAUUAAAUUUCCAGGAAAAACGGAUCGUCUGAAAAGAUUGUCCUAUUUUCCCGGACGGAAUGUUCCAAACGCAAAUUCGUCUCAAUUUCCGCAAACCCCACUUUUUUUUUAAAAUAACCGUUUUCGGCUUUCGACAAGUGAGACUGAUUUGAGCCAAUGGUGGACGCGAUUCUCGAGCGAAAUUUGACAGUCUCUUAGCCAGCUGUUCUAGGCGUUCAGACUGAGUGAGUGUGGCGCGAAGUCACAGAGGUGGGGGAGGGGGGGGGAUAAAAAAAUCAUUAUACCCCACCCCCUCGCUGUUUUCGCUGCUCACUUCUUUUGCGCGGUUCCCAUUAUCUGAACGCCUGCAACAGCAACAGUUCCUUGUUUUGGUUUGUCAUUUUCCCAAACCGUAGAUCGAUCAGUUUGCCCAUGUAUAUAUGGUAGACACAUUUGCAAUUUAUAUAAUAUCAUAUUUUUAUCAACUAUUUCUUCCCACUCUUUCAGGUUCGUGAAGUCCAUGAACGACCAUGCACUCGAUGCGAACCAGCAGCAACUACAAGCCAGGACCAAAAUAGCUGAUUAUAUUAAAAUGCUUGAACAGCAAUUGCAUGAAUUAAAGAACAAUCGACCAAUCUCGAUCGACGAUUAUGGAUACUCAUCAAAAGCUGUCAAACAAAAUGAUUGGGGGGGAUAUACUGAUCAAGAUUUAAGAGAGGACGACCAAGUUUCUCCACAAAUGGUGCAACGGACCCAAGCAGAAAAUGCCAACUUUGAGCGUUACUUAAAAAGUUCUCAGUCAGAUUUCGAUGAGCAAGGUGUUCUGAGAGACGUAAGUGAUCAUGACCCGUUCGAUUCAACUGAUGACAUGGAUGAAGAGGACGAUUUUGAGCUUGCCAGUCGUUUCCGAUCCUCUGCUCGGCACCUUGUGCAACCGGACGAUGUCCGAAUGGCUAGAUUAACAACAAUAGACGGAUUUGUCUGCCCGCAUUCUCCUCCUGGAAUGGAUAACGCAGCGGACAAGAACACACCGAAACGUCCACCUAGGAAGACCGACUCUAGAAAAAGACGGAAGCUUCCAAACGUUACCCGAAAGCUGAGCGGAGAAAGUGGUCAUAGCACAGACAGCUUGGUGACGCGAUCAGACGAAACAGCGUCUGUUACGUCAUUUGAAUCACACAUGUCACGUGAUAAUGCCCGUUUUCGUCGAGGUUCUGGUGGCGGUUCAAAUCGACGUCUUCCCCCAGUCCCCAGCGGUGAGGAAAUUAACUUAAGUAAGCAAAAAAUUGUUGAGGACAGGCCUGCUACAGAACCACCCAGUGUCAUGUCUAUUUACAAGGUUAAGGAGGGACCAAGAAGUGUAAAUAAUCAAAGCCAAGACUCUGGACUCGGUAAAAGCGAGAAGAACGAUCCCUCUUCUCCUUCUCAUGCAAGCCACAAGUUUAGCUUCUCCAGCUUAAGGAGGAAGUUUAGCAAAGGAAAGGAAAGUUCAGGUAAAGAAUAAAUUGAUAAAACUCUUUGUUAUAAGUACAUGUACAGUCCAUUUUUCCCGAUAGAAGCAUUUUACUGUUACUCCCGAAAAAUCGAUCUGCCAAUAGAGCCUUUAUGUUCAGAUCACGUGCAAUCCCAACCGGUUGAUCAGAUCAAAUUGAACUGUUUGGAUCACGUGGCCUAAAUCCCGUGCUGUGAUUGACUACUGCCAAAAGCAAGACCAUACCCUAGUAAUGAGUUUCCAAAAAUUCAAUUGGCCAUUUGCUCAUCUCCCAUAUUACACCUUGUUUGCCGGCAAAAUUUUGUAGAAGCAUUGUCUUUUAUUUCUCGUGGGACCACAGUAAUACCCAAGCGAAAUCAAAAACAACGGUUAUGCAAAGCUUUUUUUUUGGUGGGGGGCGGGGGGGGGGGGCAUACAAGGUGUAUUAUGGGAGAUGUGCAAAUGGCGAAUGUCGGUUUUCCAGCGAGAUCACAAAUAAAUUGACUAUCCUAAAGGGAUACGCCUUUUGCAAUAGUUGGUCACGUGAUCAACUUUUUGUAAACACGAAAACAAUUCAUUUUGGAAAAAUGAUUUUUGUAGGAACUAAAAAAAGCAUAUCAAAAUUAGGUAACCUGUAAUUUUUCAGCCGUAUAUUUCAAAAGUAGCGAUUGCAGUGGCCGACGAAAAUUAGAAGGAUUUGUAUGCGAAAAGCAACUUUAGCCAACCAGUCAUAGUUUAGUGGGUUUUCUUUACAAAUCCAUGUCGUUAAAUCUUUUUCUUAUGCCUUACAGGACACGAAUUGUCUGUUAUGAAACAAAGAAAAUUUGAGCCCCAUAAAGGCUUAGGGAAAGAUUCUACGACAUUUUUUUAAAUUUCAUUAUAUUCAGAAGGAUUCGUAAUUUUAAUAUGCUUUUUCAGUUUCUGUAAAAAUCAUUUUUUUAACGGUAACUGUUUUCGUUUUUACAGAACGUUCAUCACGUGACCAACUACAGAAGAACCCCGAUAACUCGAACUCCGCACUAACUCGAACCAAGUCCCAUUUCCCUUGGAUUUCAACCCACUUUUUAGUCAUUUUUAGUCGGUUAACCCGAGCUCGGAUAACUCGAAUUCCUCGCUUACUAGAACUAAAUUGCUUUUUCCUUGAUCAAAAUUUUAGUGAAAUUUACCCCGAUAACUCGAAUUCUGGUUCUUGCAACUCCACUCGGAUACCAUUCCAUUAGCUCUUAUUGCUGUAUAAUCAGUAAAAAUACUAAAACUAACACUACUGAACAGCAAUUUGAUCUUAAUUGGUGCCCCGAACAGAUCUCGUUUUAUCAUAAAAAAAGCAUAAUCAUGUUAUCGUUUCUGAUGAAAUAAGUUAAAUUUGUACUGGACUAUACACUGAAGUGCUGAAGAAUCAGUAACUAUCAAUUAUUAACAUAGCAAAUUGAAUACCGGUAUUCCAUCGAUCCCGAUAACUCGAACCCCCACUAACUCGAACCGUUUUUCGUUUCCCUUCAGAAUUCGAGUUACCGGGGUUCUACUGUAUUAAAAAGGCCUAUUCAGUUUGUUGCUUUUGGCGAAAGUUGAAUUACUUCGGAACAAAAUUUCUAAAAAGAUCCAAGAGUGCUUUGCCUUUUUCCUUCGCUGAAUCUGUAGAUUAAAUUCAUCUUAUCAACUCCGGCAGUUUAUGAAGCAAAUUUGUAAUAUCUAAACAGGUACUCACGUUGAUGUUGACAGCCUUAGGAAACCUAAAAAGGGACUUUUUAAGCAGAAGCUCUCAUUGUUACGAAGGAGGAAACGCCGCAGAAAUUCAAUAGGUAGCGUAAGCAGUGCUUCGGAAAGUUUUAGAACUAUUACUCCCCUGAACAGUGAUAAGGAAGACGUGGCUGAUAUAGGCAACGAGCCGUUCGACUGGGGGAGGAGUCAGUCUCCAAGAACGAUUUCUACGUCCUAUAAAAAAGGUAGAAGAUUCGUGUCUCAGUUUAUUUUAUUGCUUUAUCUCUAUUUUCAUUUUCUUUUCUGUUUUCAUACUUAAACUAACUAAUUACCUUUAAGACACAUUCUUUGGUGAAAACAUAUUGAGGUUGUCCCGAGGGCAUGACAAGCACUAUAGUCGUCAUCAUUAUCAUCAUCGCGAACUUAGCAUCACUGUUAUCCUUAUCGUUAUCACCUUCACGACGCAUUUAUUGUGAAUAUCGGCAUCAACAUCAUCAUCAUCGUCAUCGUCAUUAUUAUUACCACUAUUAUAAGGGAAGAUUUAUUCUGAACAAGAUACAAGACCUUUUUAGCUUUUAGGUUUUUUCCCAAUUCAGACCACUUGAUGUUUUCAAGGGAAUUUGGGAACGUGGAUAGCGUGACAUUUAAAAGGAAGAAUUCUCAGUUGUAACCCCUGACUCGUGGUCUGCAAUGAGGAAACAAAACAUCAAGCUACACAGAUCUUUAGUCGACAUUAGCUUAUCAAAAAUCUCUCAUGGUUUUAGACCGCUCUUUUGUUUUGAAAAUUACUUUUAAUUAAUUAUUUGUAGAAUUUGUGCGCUUUUAUUCAAAUAUUUGGCCUCUAAUGAACCAUGGAACAUUGAUUUGGAUUUUUGCAGGUGGUGUCUCUCGUAAGUCAAGAAAUGUAUCUGAUAGACAUAGAAGAGCUUGUCUGUGGCUUGUAUUUCAACACUUAAAUCCUAUUGAACUGUGCGGUCUGGCUCGAGUCUGCCGUGAAUGGCGCGAAAUAAGCGAACAUCCCUCCCUAUGGAAGCAGGUGACGUUGGAGGAUAUACCAGUCAAUAAUAUGGUGAGUAGAAACCAAGUAACGAAGGUAAUUUUUUUGAGGAGGGCAUAAGUAUAUUGAUUACAUAGUCGAACCCCGCCCUACGGACACCCGUAUAUAAAACGGACAGUUUUAAUUUUUCCACCAUCGUCUCGAUGGAUUAUCGGCUUUGAUAUAAGUUAUUCACUGUAUCGUCCACCCUUGUGGUAUUCAUUUUACGUGAGUUCUUUUCUUUGUAUAUACCGUAGUAAUAUGUUAAAAGAUCUGCAAAGAGGAAUUAGAAAAACUUAAAACCGGAGUUUGAGUUUUUCUCUUGUUGUUUCAGGCGCUACAGGCCGUUUCCAGAAGAUGCAGUUGCAUGCAAUAUUUAAAGCUGAAAGGUAUUGUUCCAAAAACGAUUUUCUUUUCCAAAUUUUUCCCAAGACAAAACUCAUGAUAAGCACAUGAAAGAUGCCAGUGAAAGAUUUGGUUACUCCAGGUUUAGAAUGCCCUCUCAUAAUGCCCCAGAGAUACUACUCAGCAGAGAUAUAAAACUUUGCUUUUGUCUAUCGGUAUAUGUGGGCCACUUUUAAGGUCCCGUGUUAGCCGGCAGACUUUUUUCCAAAGAUUACUCACAAAGUGACACCACACUCUGGUCCCAUUUGUUAGAAAGGCGGAUAGCGCUAUCCGUCGUAUAAAACAAUCCAAAACAAUUGUUACAGACAAAACUUACGUGAAGCUACUACUAUUGGAGCAGAAGUAAUGACCAGUGAAGCACAUGUCAAGAGAGAAAUUGGUCACGUGGUACAAAUUUACGUUUGCCGUUUGCCGUAAACGUGGCUCAAAAUCACUCUAUUAUAGUAAAUGCGAAAACAUCAUUCCAGAAACUUUAAUUAAAACUAAGCAAUUUAUGCCAUUAAAACUAGUAUUUAUCUUUCAAUAACAAUCCGAAAAAUUUUACCAUUUUUUAGGGCUGAAGAUAACAAAAUCAAGAGGCAAAAACCAUGAUUCCAAACCGGAUGACUUGAGGUAAGGUUAGGGGCAGCCUUGCUCAUUCUUUUCCUUGGGCUUUGACUGCAAAGAGCUACGUUAUGGACCGCUAAAACCAUGUUAGUUGUUCCAAUCCAACGCAACUUUUAUGCCAACCAACAUGUACCAUUGCAAGUGCACAUGCAACAAACUUAAACAUGAAGCCACCUAUUAUAUGUUCUUUAGAUAGACAGGUGCUUUAGAUUGCGUAAAAUACCUUGCUUAGUACAGACUUGCGCAAACGUAUACACCCUGUUUAGGGUAAAAACCCAUGCCCUCGUCAGCGGCAUAUUCCCCUAUAGGCCAUAUGACGAAGUACACCUCCGGGAUUUGAUGGUUAUCACGCUUGCGGGUAGCCAGGCUAUAGAUGGUGGAUCGCUUGCGAAAUUUUUCACAGAAAUAAGUAGAGGCAAGGUUGUUUUAACACGUUCGUGCAAUAACCAAGUCUCAGAUAUAAAAGCUGUUUGACAGGCAGCCAGUUGAGCUUGCGCAAAUAGGAGUGACAAGAUCGUACUUCCUAGAUGGCGCAACAAUUUUGCAAGUGAGACUCUGUAGUAACUGAAGUUUCUCAGUUUACUUUAGAAGCAGAUCAGUCUGGGAUUUACUGACUGACUCAUUUUAUCUUUUAUUUGGGUUCUUGUUUUUUUUUCUCUUAAGUUGCUAUUUAGAAAGAGGCCUGGAGUUUCUUUUAAAGGCAGCCGGAUCCAGUAUGCAGAGCCUUCAUAUUGAAGACUGUGGUAUCUUUUUAACAGAUAGGUACAGUGACUUUGUUUAACGGAAGGAAUCUUAGCACUAACAAUCAUAGCCAGUUAAACUGUAUUAUUCGUUCUCAGCCGUCACUGUACUUUUCUCUCGCAGAUGUUUAUCCCUGGUCGGGUGUUACUGCCGAGAAUUGAAAGAAAUGGUUUACGUCAGUGAUACAUUUCCCGUAUGCCCCGAGGCAUUAUGGGCCUUGUGGGCGUGUCGACAGCUUCACACCCUUCGCGUACCGCCAAUGUUCCCGAGGUGAGACUUGACUCUUUAUUGUUGUCAAUGACUUUCAAACCUUCAAACACCGGUUAUUCAUACCCAAUUACGGGCGCUAAAAUUUUCUUGAUGUUUUCCCAGACCAUAUAUGACGUAAAAAACCCCUAACCUCUUACUACCAAAAUGAGGCCAAUUCGGUGGGUGUGGCAGCCCAAUGUUAGGGCUUUUAACAACGCUUGGGGGUAUACUUUUCAGCAGAGUCUUUCUGUUUAGUUGCGCCGUUCUACUGAGCCACAAUUAUAGGGAGUUUACGCAACGACGACGACGACGACGACGGCAACGAGAAUGGCAAAAAAAGCAAUAGGUUUAAUUUAGACAAGCAAAAUAACAACUUUGCACGUGCAUCACUCUUUUUUGUAGAUUUAUCUGCCGUCGUUGCUCGACUACAACGUGAAACUGCCCAAUUUCACGUUUUGUCGAGGACGGGAACAAAAGACAAUAACUUUCUUUUUUGUUUUCCUGAACUUUGAUGCAGUCCUUUAGAAUUCAAUUCCAAAAAAAUUUGCCAACAUUUGACAAAUUAAACGAGAUGGGAUAAGCGCGAUAAAGUUUGAGGCAGCGCAAAUUCACUUUUUAAGUGAUGUUUUCGUAGCCGUCGCCGCCGUCGUUGCGUAAACUCCCUAACGGCAAAACAGCUGUCUACGGCUACAGCCCUGCUCUGGGUUGACUAGUUGAAACUUGAUUUACCCUGCCAUUUUCCCAACCAGUCAGAGUCAAGACCAAUGUGUCUUUCCCACGAUCCUCGAUUCCUUUUUAUAUUCCAAUGGCUCCGAAUUAUCUGGCGUUUUGCUGCCAUGUAGAAGCCAAUCGACAAAUCUCUUUUUGGACGUUGGCUUUUUCUGAAAUACGCAGCUUCGAUUUCCCACAAACAGAGUAACCGAAAAGGACUGAAGGCGGUAAUUAAUGUGCUUGUUUUUCCCUUAAUACUGAAUUCAUUUCAUUUUCUUUCGUACAAGUUAUCAUCCAGGACGUUUUAACGACAAGAGCUUGGAAAUGAUAUCCAACUGCUGGCCAAACUUGCGUCAGCUGACAGUCGGCGGCCCCAGCAUCACCUCUGCAGGACUAAUUCACAUUGGUAAACUGCACUAAACUAUUUUAUCUUAUCACAACUCCCAUCCUUCACUCUGCAGGACGCGUGUUCGCAAAAUCAAAUCGAAUUAAAUCAGAUUUAUUUCCUUGUGCCACUAAUAGGUUUUACAACUGGCAUCUUCUAAUUAUUUUUAACCAGAGACAACAGUAGCUGCUAUUAUUCCACCCCGAGUAAGCAAACAUUUCAGCAAACCUCCAAUAUGAUAAAACUUUUCCAAUAGAUGGGGAUGAAAACCAUUCGCUGGCGAUUCGCGUAGAAGACAGGAAAAAGUAGAACGAGCAAAAUUUGACAAGCAAUAUUAACAGCGCUGUAAAAACCUUCAGACGUAGAUUCAGAAUGUAUGUCUAGGAGGACGAUCAAGAAUCAUUCCUGUGAACUAAAGAUAGGCCAUAGGUUGAGAUUUCAAACUCUAGAUGUCAGGAAUACUUCAAGGAAAAUGUAAUAACUCGCUCUUUCAAAGAAUCGGUUAUGAACAGAAAGUACUUCAUUUUCUUCAACCGUCAACUGUUCUUUUCUGUUUAUAUGAGAUUUUUUACUGUGAUAUAACUAUUUAUAAGAGAUUUUAACACUGUUUUCUUGCCUUUUCUUGUUUUAAAUCACAUCAUUAAGCCAAAGGUUGUUUGAGACUUCAAGAACUAGAGCUGGAUCGUUCAAUAUUAAUAAAUGAAGAAAUCGCCCACGCCAUGUGCUUGUGUGGACUGAGAGGACUGGAAACGAUUUCCUUCACCUUCACCCCAGUCUCUCCCGGCGCAAUUAAGGAGCUGCUAGGUAGUGUAAAGCCACGUUAUUUUGAUUUCUAGCCUAGCUAACAUUUUAUAUCUUAUGUAAACCGUUCGUCACGUUUUUUAAGGAAAUGUAUAAGAAGUUGGCUCUGGACUGCGAGCAGUCUCUUAUUUUCCUUGGCCAAGUUACUGACGCAAAACCCAAGCACGCGAGCAACAAAGCCGCGAGCCACGAUAAAUGAGGGCGUAAUCGGUUAUUGUAAUGUCAUGGUUUGCAGUCGGACUGGCUGAGAUAAGAACUAGACUGAUAUUAAGAGAAAAGGCGGACUGCAAGCAGUUUAAGUUGGCUCAGUCUCCCAGGGUAACUCAGGUAGGGGGAUGACCCUUCUACCCGGAAAAAUUUUUUUUCAUAUAAACGGAGCCUAAAGUAGAUUUUUUCAGAAUUUUUUCUAGCUGUUCAAAUUUUUCACAAUUACAAGUAUGGUUCGCAGUUUUCAACACUGAAGAAUGCGGCGUUUAAUGAUAGCGCUGCUAGCUUGUUCCAGAACAAACUAACAGCUGUGACAGUUUUACUCGAUUUACUAAAACUUUAAGUUCUUUCUUUGAGUAGAAUAAUAGUUAUUUUCUUGCUCUGAUAAGUUGUAACAAGCACCACCCUAGAUUAGGCGAGUACUUAUGGUCUCCGGCCAGACUGGAUGACGUUCGCUAACUUUUCCUUUACUGGCUUUUAGGGGCUUGUCCGCGAUUAGAGCGUAUCGAAGUGCACAUUGGGAUAUCAGAUUACUUCACAGAUGUUGAAGGUGAAGUCAGCCAGAGAAAAUACAGGCGCAUUGUCAAGAAACUUACAGUAAGGACAUGAUUUGCUUUUGUAAUAUUCAACUACAAAACGUUUUGUGGACUGUCAGGGGUGGGGGUAGUCCUCUAAAGAAGGCCACGCAGUUUCUUGUUAGGAGCUAUUUGUUAAGUUGAAAUCCGUUAGGAAAUUGGGUAAUUUUAAUAUUCAGUGGACGAAAACCUUGUACCAGAAUAAUUUCAAGCAUAUUGCAUUCUUUUUCACACUUUUCAAGGGCUAUAAAUGUACUAAGUUGUAGAAACGAGAAAGAAAGAACGUCAAAAAAGCAAUAGUUUAAAUAGGCAAAACAACAACUUUGCAAGUGCAGCAAAGAGAGUUCGCUGGCUUACAUUUGACAAAGUAAAUGAGUUGUAGAUUGAAACAACGCAAAGUCACUUUUUAAGCAACGUACUCGUGGCCGCCGCCGUCGUGGUAAAACGUCCCUAAAUUGAGAUGUCAUUUCUCUUUUUUGCUUCAUUAUUAUUCAGUUAGGGUCGAUUAAAACUAGCAAUUUUAAAAUAUUGUUGUCUCUAUCGUUUUUGUUUAGGCUUUACAAGAAGAGAACAAAGAAUUUGCACGAGUUCUUUGGAUAAAGUCAGAUUACGGAUAA